Messenger RNA from Fusarium redolens, 1532 nucleotides. RefSeq lists its product as uncharacterized. NCBI's taxonomy places the organism in Eukaryota, Fungi, Ascomycota, Sordariomycetes, Hypocreales, Nectriaceae. The transcript has 3 exons. The record is from RefSeq and is a predicted model, not a curated record. The annotation marks the transcript as partial.
CACAUAGCUCGCCCUUGCAUCAUCAAGCGUCAUCACCUCUUCCUUCUCCCCCUCCUUUCCCAUUCCACGUCUUUUAUCCCUGUCGUGAAUAUCUAAAGGUUUUCAAUCACCUCUUCUGCUUCUUUUUACUGUUUGUUAUUUUUGCGCCAUUGCUUAUCUUAUUGAACACGUUCUCGACUGGUUGUGUCUCCAUCAAAUACCACACAAUACUCUGCAAAAGGACACUUGGAAAGAACCUUAAUACUCCUCGCGAUAAGAUACCUUUGCCGAACAGCAACUUCAUCGAACAGUUGCGCAAUUUAGUGGACAUGGCGACCUCACAUUCUUCUGCUACAUCGACCACUCCGUCGCGCAACGGCAACGGUCGUGUCACAUCACCAGACACGACGCCUUGCACAUCGCAAGCGCCUGUCGCAACCCCACCUAAGAGGCACCCGCACCGCAUCUACCAGCCAGCCAAGAAUUCCCUUUACGACAUCUUUCAGCAACAUGCUGGCACGGCGCUCUUUGUGCGCCCCAUCUGCUGGACUGAUUUGCAUGCUCAACUCCUCGGUGUGAGAUGGGAGGAACUACCACCAUGCGAUACACCUCAGCCUACGAUAUCCCCAGCUACGCCACCUUCGCGAGGGCAUCUCAGUCCGUCGAAUACAAUCAUCAUUCUUAGCAACGCGCUCCCGAUGCACCCUAUCUUCACCUCCAUUGCCGUCAAGACAGCCCUCAUGAGGCUAUGGCCUAAAGCCUUUAGCGAACCGCAUUACUUACCCGAAUUCCAUCUAUACUUUGGCGGUCUCGUUUAUCGUGAUGCUGUGCCCGCACAGAUCAUGUGGAAUUUUCCCUCUGAUGAGAUGAAGGCUUCCUACGCUUCCUUCAGAUCAGUCUCAACGUGGCCUGCCGAAUCCUCCAACAUCUCAACACAGUUCCCUCCAAAUCAAAGCCAUGCUAAUCUACCCAUGAUUUGCUAUGUUGGCAAGACCCAGCUGGCGUCAGUCCGAAACACCUCAUUUCGCCUCGCAUGUGGCCCGGGGAGAUCAUGGAACGAGCCCGUGUUUCGUCUCCAGCAACUCAGGGCUCGCAUGCUCGUGCCUUCAAAUCUGGAUCACGAUGCACACUUCGUGGGCAUAUUUUUAGGGAUGGCGCAGAAGCAUUUUUACCCUUCCCUACUUAUCAAUGGCAGACGCGACUCACGAAUAUCCCCAGAGCAAGGCAUUCCGCCAUGCCCUAACUUUCACGACCUCAAAUUGAGGAUCCUCACCCACGAUACAGACACAUUGGAGUUUAUUGUCUACACUGGAUACGUAACAAAGGAAUUUUUGGAAAAGUUCCAUGAUCCGUUCAAAGCCCCGCUCGAUGAUGACGAUGCUGCCGUUUCCGGCCUCAAGAUCGAAUACACAAGGGUUCCUAUUUGGCCGAUUCUAGGGCUACGAGAGAGACUUGGCAAAGCUUUAGGCCAGGAGGUUGUUGGUGCUUUUAAUCCAGGCGAUAUAGAAACAUGGGAGAAAGAGCGGCGAGAAGCGCAAGCGAGAGGUCCUCUG